AGGAUGGAAGCAGAGCCGUUGGAAACGGAGCAAGAUGAAUGGCGAAAAGAAAGAAUGCGAGUUUUGGACGAGUGGUGUGAGAUCGAGCUAAAAGGCGCAGACGCUCUCAAAAUGGAUGUAACCCGUGAGCCAGGCUCCCCCACAGUUGCCGUCGCCCCAGAAACUUCUCUUCAAGACCUCUACCCCCUUCUAAUUGCCACGUCAUCGUCCAACGCACCACCAAGUGCCACGCCCACCGAUGACGUCACAGAUCCAGAAGUACAAGUAGUUUCCCGGGAAUCAAUCGAUAAUCGAUCAACAUUCAAUCGGAUAAUUGACGUUUGUCUGUGCAGGCCUGUAAAAUCACAAAUGGGCCCGAAAGCCUAUACGGAUAAAACGCUAAUUUUAAAACUCGCUCAAAUACCCUAUGAUCAUGAAAACGGAACACACUGGCUUCUCCUCUCGGACUACUUUAACAAUGUUUCAAGAUCCCUGAUGACGUCAUCAGAAUACUCUCACGUCACUAAUCCGUCACGUGUUGGCGCGCAUUGGGUUACUGUAGGCUUUCAGUCGGCGACACCGCACACGGAUUUUCGAGGUUGCGGAGUUCUUGGCCUACUUCAAAUGCACACUUUUACGCAGAGAGUACCGGCGAAUUUACUUCGAGCAAUUGUACUUCUUGCCACUACUGAACCGAAUGAUUUCCCACUUGCCGUUGUUUCAAUCAAUAUUACGAGUAUUUUAUUAACACAACUGAAGAAAGGAGCUCUUGAUAACUUUGGCAACGAAAUCGAAGGACUCUAUCCAUUCUUUUCUGCUCUCCAUGCAUCUGCAAUGUGCCGAUUUUGCUCAAUUUAUAAGUCACAAAAGUGUACACUUGCCAACACUCAAACUAUUUUCAGUGAAAUAACCCGCCAACUCGAAAAAUCUCCAUUAUCCCUGAUAAUGCUUCUAAAUCCGACGAAUGACGAGCUCAUCAAUACCCUCCUGUGAUGAUUGAAACUUCCCGAGAAACGAAUCUGUGAAAAAAUCCUUAAAGAUUAUAGCUUUAAAUUACAAUAAAAAUCAACCGUUUUCG
Messenger RNA from Caenorhabditis elegans, 1057 nucleotides. RefSeq names its product ELMO domain-containing protein C56G7.3 (gene elmd-1). NCBI's taxonomy places the organism in Eukaryota, Metazoa, Nematoda, Chromadorea, Rhabditida, Rhabditidae. The record is from RefSeq and is marked reviewed.